Messenger RNA from Pungitius pungitius (ninespine stickleback), 1629 nucleotides. It is a transcript of the gene il17d, whose product is annotated as interleukin 17d. The transcript is spliced from 2 exons. Gene Ontology annotation, cellular component: extracellular region. Bases 377 to 994 code for a protein of 205 amino acids. NCBI's taxonomy places the organism in Eukaryota, Metazoa, Chordata, Actinopteri, Perciformes, Gasterosteidae. Gene Ontology annotation, molecular function: cytokine activity. Gene Ontology annotation, biological process: inflammatory response. The record is from RefSeq and is a predicted model, not a curated record.
GGGGGAGGGGGGGAAAGCACACCGCUGUUCUUUUAAAGUUUGAGAAUGAUUUGUGGAGUGAGCUUAAGACGAUUUUGUAACAUAUCGGGUUUGGGGGGAGGGGGGGGGGGGGCAGGAAAACUCCCCUUCGUCUCGAGCCGCGUGCAGCAGGUGAUCCUCCUCGUUCAUAAUCCUCAGGUCAUCGGUACUCCCGGUUGUUGGACCUCACAGGUUUUUCCGUCGCGCGCCGUAUCCGGGGUUAACGGUCCAGAGCGUUCCCGGAGGAGGUCACGUGGGCUCUCGCAGUCUGCCGCUCCACUUUUAAGAAAGCCAGCGACCACAUCGGUUUAAAAAAUCUAUUGUAAUAACGCGUUUCCGCGCAUCAUCCCGCUGCGUAAUGGCGCAUCGGACCCGCGUCCUGCUGCUGCCGCUGCUGCUCCUGCUGCUGCUCGGCGGGGGGGCCGCCGCGCGCCGGGGGCGGGCAUGCCUGGACCUGCCGGAGGAGAUCCUGGAGCAGAUGUUCGGGCGGCUCUCCGUGGGAGUGAUGAGCGCGUUCCAUCACGCGCUGCAGCUGGAGCCGCAGGACAAACUCAACCUGACGUGCCCGAGCCGCGCGCGCUCCCCGGCCGACGGCGACACCCGCCUCCCGGUCAACCUGCUCAGCGUCUCUCCCUGGGCCUACAGGAUCUCCUACGACCCGGCCCGGUACCCGCGCUACGUCCCGGAGGCGUACUGCCUGUGCCGGGGCUGCCUGCUCGGGCCGCUGGGGGGGGAGAGCGACCUCUACCGCAGCACGCCGGUCUACGCGCCCUCCGUCCUGCUGCGGAGAGCGCGCUCCUGCGCCGGCGGCCGCCACUCGUACACCGAGCUCUACGUCUCCAUCGCCGUGGGGUGCACCUGCGUGCCGCUGCUGGAGGAGGGGGAGGAGGAGGAGCGGGGCGCGCCUGGGGGGCAAGGGGAGGUGGGGAGGGGGGGCAAAGCGGGACGGCUCGGCCCUGCAGGAAAGGGGACGUGAGGGAAGCUGGACGAAGGGCCGGUUUCAUACACCCUCCUCUCCCUCCAACUGACCUUGGUAAACAAAUAAGAGGUCAUACCUCAACUGUUUGUUUUUCAUCAUCUGUCUUCAUCUCUGAGAGACUUUUUUUUUAAUCUGGAGGACCGUUUCGCUCACUCAUUUGACCCACUUAGUUCUGGACUUUAAAAAAGGACACAGACACAUCUGCAUGGACAGACAUGAAAUCAAAUGCCUUGUAACUGAUGAUGUAGAACAAUAAACAACCCUGCUCACCUCCUUCCUGCUUCUUCUUGGUCAAACGAGUGCUUCUGGGUGUCAUCAUCAGAACGCCGUAGCAGUAAAAGACAAAAGUCCACCUUCAGCAGUUUGCCCACCUGCUGGUAGAAUUCUGCCAACUAGAUGCCAAAUUAAAUUCAUUUGAAUUCAAAUACUUGCUGCACCGGUUUGAAAAGGAAAACACAAACGAGAAACCGCAUUCAAGCAUGAAGAUACAACGGAGGCCUCACCUGGUCCUCGUCCGCCUGGACUCUGCAGGGGGGCAUCAUCUCCCUGCCACUCACCCCCUUCUGGUCUGCAGGGGCCCUCCAGCCAGCAGAGUCCGGAAGGGACGUCUGUCGUCUCGAGUCAUCCUCGUC